Scomber japonicus (chub mackerel) is the source of this 1376-nucleotide messenger RNA. It is a transcript of the gene ltap1, whose product is annotated as chromosome 10 C1orf43 homolog. The coding region runs from base 180 to 950 and encodes 256 amino acids. Gene Ontology annotation, biological process: phagocytosis. NCBI's taxonomy places the organism in Eukaryota, Metazoa, Chordata, Actinopteri, Scombriformes, Scombridae. The record is from RefSeq and is a predicted model, not a curated record. The transcript has 7 exons.
CGAAAUGUGAAAAAGCACUUUACUCCUUUUGAACUUCUCCGUUUUUCUGUCCUUCGUUUAACGUCAGCUUAAUGUUUUAAAAACGACUACUUAAAUGAAACCGUGUGCCUUAAAAAUAUCAACCCUCUGGACGCACUUUGAAGUUGUUAUUUGGCGUUAAGUGACAUUUUUGAGUGAAAAUGCGAAGUGGUUCGCUGUCAAGCGUCAACGUAGUGCUUGUUAUGGCCUACGGAAGUCUGGUGUUUGUUUUGCUGUUCAUCUUUAUGAAAAGACAAAUUAUGCGAUUUGCCAUGAAAUCUCGGAGAGGACCACAUGUUCCCCUUGGCCACAAUGCUCCUAAGGAGCUGAGACAAGAAAUUGAAGCCAAACUGUGCCAGGUUCAGAAAAUCCACUUUGAGCCUCGUCUGCUGUCUCCAGAUGAUGACCGGCUAAAUCAGAGAGAACAGUCUGGUUCCUGUGACUACCUGUACAGGAUGAGAGCACUGGAUGCCGUCAGAGAGACUGAUCUCCCUUUCCGUCAACUGGGAGGAUCAUCCACCGCUGUGACAGGGAAAAGAUUUCGGACGUGGCUUCUACAGCUGCGAAAUUCUAACUGCCUGUUCAGAGAUAGUCAAAUCUCUCUCAUUGACACCGUGCUGGAUGGGUACAAUAAAGCACGUCAUGGUGCAGAGGCCUUUGGUGAAGCAGAAUUUCUAAAAUACCAGGAAGCUCUAACUGAACUGGCCUCUGUUGUGAAGUCUCAAAGUAGCAGCAGCACUCCGAACCAGUACCACCAGUCUGCAGCAAAAGACUUGACCACAACCACAGAGCCUGCAAGCUCCUCCUCAUCCCCCACCCAAACCACCUACCUCACAUCAUCUGUAGCACAGCAGCGCAGCAAGCGGCCGAGAAACUUUCUGGAGCUUAAGAACUUCAAAGACAACUACAACACUCUGGACAGUACGCUCUGAAAAUAUGUAACGUCUGCGUAAGGGAAAGGUCAAGGAGAAGGUCGCAGUGCCAGUGAUUAAAGUGCCUAUGAGUGGUGACUGCCAGAUAGUUACAGAGUGAACACUGCCUUUAUACUCUCAACAUAUUGCCUGGUUACAGUAUAUUGCAUAUCAGAUUACUGAUACAGUGCUCUUAAUUUAAGUGUAGCAUAUCCUUAUAUCCUGUAUUAUUGCAAACAUGAGUGCUAUAUUUGAGUAAACUAUAAUAAGGGACUAGAGUAAGUAGGGUUGAUUUGACCAAAAUAAAACAACAGCUAUGGGGCUAUGCAAUGGCAUAAGACAAUCAGUAUUUAUUGCACAAUGUGAAAACCUAUGCAGACUUGUUCAAAUUAACCAACUGUAUGUAAACUUGCUAAUAGUUACCAGUGUUAAUUGUUAUUUCACUUU